CACAUAAGUCAUCGGUAGUCAAAGUCCAGGCAACAGACUUGAAGAGUCUUAUCAAAUUCUGCCUUAGUACAACUUCAUGUUCAGUUUUGCAUGAGCUGCAGGGUGAUGUUGAGGUCUGUAUUUAGGUGCCUUAGGACCAAUCCUGUUGCUUGCCACAGAAAUAUGUCUCAAAGCAGUCUAGCUGGGAAGGUAGCCAUCGUCACUGCCUCCACAGAUGGGAUUGGCCUGGCUGCAGCUCAGGCGCUGGGCAAGAGAGGGGCCCAUGUGGUUGUGAGCAGCCGGCGGCAGGCCAACGUGGACAAGGCUGUAGCGCUGCUGCAGAGCCAGAGCAUCCAGGUGACCGGAGCCACCUGUAAUGUUGGCAAGGGAGAGGACAGAGAGAAACUAGUUAAAAUGACUGUGGAUCAGUGUGGCGGCAUCGAUAUCCUGGUGUCCAACGCAGCAGUCAACCCUUUCUUCGGAAACAUCAUGGACUCCACGGAGGCAGUGUGGGACAAGAUCCUGGAUGUAAAUGUAAAAUCAGCCUUCCUCAUGACCAAGUUGGUGGUGCCUCAUAUGGAGAAAAGGGGGGGGGGAAAUGUAAUAUUUGUGUCAUCUGUGGCUGGAUACCAACCAAUGCAGGCGUUGGGUCCGUACAGUGUAAGUAAAACAGCCCUGCUGGGUCUAACCCGGGCUCUGGCUCCUGAACUGGGUCAGAGUAACAUAAGAGUGAACUGCGUGGCCCCCGGAGUCAUCAAGACCCGCUUCAGCUCUGCGCUAUGGCAAAAUGAAGACAUCGUGGAUGACUUCAAAAGGCAGCUCAGCAUUAAAAGAAUUGGAGAACCAGAGGAAAUCGGAGGAGUGAUCGCGUUCUUGUGCUCCGAGGAGGCUUCCUACAUCACCGGGGAGACCAUCACAGUGACGGGAGGGAUCGGCUGUCGACUCUGAACCUCCAGUGACAGCAAAACUAAUUUGCACUUAAAUGUGUGGAGUUGUGUAGAUAACAUCUGAUUCUGUUUUGACACUUUUUCUCUGACAUGGUGGCACAGCACAGCCAGAAUAAAGAUAAUAUGAGAGCUAUUAUACGCCAAUAUAAGCCAGAAUCCAGAGGCAAGUUUCCCUGAGCUUUCUGGCUGAUAUGUUCUGUGAAUGUUUGUCGAGUUUUCUAAUCAGAAUAUGAACCUUUUUUUUUUUUUUUUUUACAAAUAUUUUUUUUUUUUUUUUUUUACAAAUAGCUUAUUCUAAAAAUCAUCAGGGAUGUGUACUCUGAUUGCUGUGACACCUGCAUUGCUACAGUCUGUAUGAUAAACUGGCAUUCAGUUUCUAAAUAAAUGAGAUUUCCAUUUUUA
Molecule: messenger RNA, 1328 nt
Organism: Stegastes partitus (bicolor damselfish)
Lineage: Eukaryota; Metazoa; Chordata; Actinopteri; Pomacentridae
Gene: dhrs4
Product: dehydrogenase/reductase (SDR family) member 4
Exons: 9
Coding region: 91-927 (278 amino acids)
Molecular function (GO): carbonyl reductase (NADPH) activity
Source: RefSeq, a predicted model, not a curated record